AUGCUUGAUCUUCUGUUAUGUAACUGUGCUGAGAUUGUCAAAAAUAUUUCAACAUUCUCACCUGAACAACUAAACUUCCCGACGGACCAUCACAUCAUAGAAUUUCAAAUUCAACAAACGUUCUGUCGCGCCAAACCAGUUUCGCGUAAUGUCUUCGCCUUCAACCGUGGGAACUUUGAUGAUCUUCGUAGUAAUUUAAUACAGGAACCAUUCCAGGCAGUCUUUACUGACAACAUUAAUGAAUGCUGGAUACAAUGGAAAAAUUGGUUUUUCAAUGCGGUACAUAAAUGCAUCCCAAAAAAACAGUUAAGGACACGUACUCAGCACCUUGGAUUGAUGGUGAAGUAAGAUCAUAUAUUCGAAAGAAGUACGUAGCUCUAUCGACAAUAUCGAACUGAUCAUAGAAAACGGAAACCACGCGGACUAAGCCAAACAAUAAAAUAUCUAGUGAGAAGAAAACAUCGUGAUUACCUAGAUAAAAUUAGGGACUCGUUUCGCGAUAACCCGAAAUUUGGUGUUAUCAUAAAGCCAUAUUUCAUCAUAAAUCGACUCUCAAUCCCGUCAUCUCCUACAAAGGCAAAGUGGCAAAAACGUCUGUCGAAAAAGCUGAACUCUUUAACUCAUAUUUCUCUUCCGUUUUCCAAUCUUCACGAUCUAACCAUCCUCGAAGUCAUGCCUUCGAUUCUUCUCAAUUAAAAACUGACUUACAACUUAGAGAACUAACGGUUGACGAGGAAGAAGUCUCUAACCACCUGGCCAAUCUAGAUGUGACAAAAGCAAGCGGUCCUGACGAUAUUCCUGCGCGGCUUCUGAAAGAAUGUCAUCAACAAAUUGCCCCAAGCCUGUGUGUCCUUUUCAACGCCUCUCUCAAAUCUGGUUUUAUUCCAUCGGAGUGGAAAUCGGCAAAUCUGACCCCCAUACAUAAAAAAAGACUCGAAAGAACCAGCAAAUAACUAUAGGCCAAUCUCGUUAUUGCCUAUCGUUAGCAGGAUCCUGGAACGCUGCGUUUACUCAAGAUUUUAUGAUCAUGUUGCUCACCGUAUCAGUCCAUUCCAACACGGCUUUCUCAGAAAUAGAUCAUGCGUCACCCAACUCCUGUCUGUCCUCCAGGUCAUCGGACAAGAUCUAGACAGAAACACUCAGACUGAUGUAUUGUACCUCGACUUUGUCAAGGCAUUCGACUCUGUAGAUCACACGAUCCUCCUAGCUAAGCUUCGUUGUUACGGUGUGACUGGCUCAGUUCUUGAUUGGUUUGUUAACUACCUUAAUGGUAGGACACAAAAGUCGUUGUGGAUGGUGCGACUUCAAAAAGGUCUUCUGUCGCUUCCGGUGUGCCUCAGGGAAGCAUUAUAGGACCCCUGUUGUUUGUAGUAUUCAUCAACGAUCUACCAGACAUCGUAGACCCCGAACCGGUACAGCUCUGUAUGCAGAUGACACCAAACUGCACAAAACCAUUACCUGUAAUCAAACUGCACAAAAACUGCACAAAACCAAAACCAUUACCUGAGUGUGCUUGUGCGUCUUUACAACACUCCCUAUCCAAUCUUAAUCUCUGGACUAUGGAAAACAACCUCCGCUUCAACGUCUCUAAGUGCAAAGUUCUCACCAUCACCAGAAAGAAAAAUCCUAUCAUUCAUGACUACACUCUUGGGAGCCAAAACCUGAUUCGAGUAUAUAGCGAAAAAGAUCUUGGAAUUACCACCACAUCAAAACUUUCUUGGGACAUUCACGCGAACACCAUCGUCGCGAAGGCCAACAAAAUAUUAGGCGUACUUAGAAGAACUUGUACGAAAUUGAUGGACAUGAAAGCCAGACGAACUUUAUAUUUAUCGUUGGUCAAGUCCCAGCUGUGUUAUGCUACAGAGGUAUGGUCGCCGGUUAACAGCGUCCAGAUUUCAAGACUUGUUGAAAAAGUGCAAAGAAGAGCGACUAGGUGGAUAACAAUAACAAAGCGAGGCGAACUGUCGUACAGAGAACGGUUAUUAGCAUUAGAUCUGCUACCGUUAACAUAUGAUCGAGAAGUCAGAGACUUGGUGUAUUUCUUCAAAUCAUUGUUUAGUUACAUUGACGUCAAUAUCGAUAACUAUGUGUCGUUUGUGAGUCAUGGUCGUACUAGACUGAGUCAUACGUCAAGAUUUAUUCUUCAAAGUAAACUCUGUAAAACUAACAUUUUCCAGUCUUCAUACUACAAUCGUGUUGUAAAAAUUUGGAACACAGUGUGCCAAGAAGUCUCACCUGACAUUUUCCGUAAUCCAAACUCGUUUAAACACUAUCUUAAACGUAGAUACUAUACAUUAAUCAGUAAUGUUUAUGACGUAGACAUGGCUUGUACGUGGUCAUUAACUCGUGACUGUCCUGGCCAUAGGACUUAA
Paramuricea clavata is the source of this 2372-nucleotide messenger RNA. NCBI's taxonomy places the organism in Eukaryota, Metazoa, Cnidaria, Anthozoa, Malacalcyonacea, Plexauridae. The record is from the annotation of a GenBank genome assembly.